Molecule: messenger RNA, 2661 nt
Organism: Lytechinus pictus (painted urchin)
Lineage: Eukaryota; Metazoa; Echinodermata; Echinoidea; Temnopleuroida; Toxopneustidae
Exons: 5
Coding region: 109-711 (200 amino acids)
Source: RefSeq, a predicted model, not a curated record
AAUCAACAAACAAUACGAAGUUGCUUAGAUUUGGGGUUAUUUAAGCAAGACUUUGCUUAUUUUGUCACUCAUUUGUUCUGGUGGUUGAAGGAAGUUUAUAUUGUAUAUAUGCUCACAAGCUCUCCGUGCAUUAUAAGAUCAUUUCAACAAAAGUCAUCUUUUAAUCCUGUCAUGUCUCAAGUUUUAAUUGCAGUUUCACUAUGCUGUUUAUUCUAUCAAGGUUCUGCUCACCAACUUCAGUAUUCACAUUCUCCAACAUAUGACUUUUUACAGUAUAUUGCUAAGACGAUUGAUAAUAAGUUUCAUGGUGAUGUAGUAUCAACUGAAGACAGAACAGGUGAAUUGGAGACACCAUACGUAUCAACAAGGGACCAUGACAUGGACAAAAGACAAUAUGAGAUGCUGUCUGAUCCAUGUGCUGAGGACGUAAGACAUGAACGAUUAUUCAACCUCCAGAACAAGAAAGGAGAACCUCGAGAGUUUGCUCCUGACUUCAGAGUAUAUAUCUACACAUGUCGGAAUUCAGGCUCCUCAUGCGCUGGUCUGCAAGCCCCACCUGCUGUGCGGGAAAUCCGGAAGACUGUUUGCAAGGAGCGGAUGGGCUGGAUCCUGGCCCGAGUCGGGAACCCUAAUGACAAGAGCAAUGCUUUCACCUAUGAGAUGGUAGGCCCAGUACCACGAGGUUGCUUCUGUGGCAUCAGAACAGCUUAGAUGAUCAUUGUACCAGAGAAGGACCAACAGAACCAUGGACCACAUAGAGGGUUGUUCUAAAAAAUGCCACGAUUCAUUGUCCCAUCCAUGUUUUGGCCUGUAACAUUGCAAUCUUGCAUGAUUUCUGUUCGGAUUUUUUUCUAGUAGUAACAUGGGUAUCUGGCCAAGACACCACUACUCGAUGGCCGGUGAUGCUUCAGCUUGAAAAUAUUAUACAAAUAAUGAAUGUUCAUGAGUAAAUGGACAGAAUACUUCAUGAGGUGGAAGAUAAAAUGAUCCAUUCAGCGAGGCAUAGCCGAGUUGAAUGGAUCAUUCAUUUCAUCUUUCACCAAAUGAAGUAUUCUGUCCAUUGCACGAAUGAAAAGAACAUUCAUUAUUUGGUUUAUAUGACACCUAAAAAAAUUAUUUUGUGUAUGAAAUUUAUCAAUUUCGAUGCAAAAUAUGAUCAUGCAGUGCGGGCUCGGUCUGUUUAUUGUCGCAUACAUACAACAUACGCACUGCAUGCAAACACGAGUGGUUUUACUUGUGGUGCUUGGAGUCUCAGUGCGCGCAUGCAAUGGACAGAAUCGUAUGGAUCCAAAAUUGCACGAUGAAUGGAUACAAAAUUGCAGUUGAUGACAUCAUUGUAAAUGGGCUGAAUGAUCGAUAUCAAACAACCAAUCAAAUGACAAGGAUCUAUCUAGGUGUCAUAUAAAGAUGAACAACUCUUUAACAUUCGUGAAAGAAACAUCCAUAACAAAAUCAUUCGAUUUUCAGUCAUAUUCUGAUAUAUCUUGCAUUGUUCUGUUGAUUAUGUUUGAAAAAUAACAUGGAUGGAUAGCCACUGCUCCACAUGGGUGAUUGAUGGCCAGUUUAGCUUGACUAUUCAAGUAAGUUUCAAACACCCCAAAACAUCAAUUUCCGUUACACAAUCAUUUUUAAUUUUCAUCAAUAUUCAGAAAUAUCUUGAAUAGUUUUAAAUUUUGUGUGAACAAUGACAGGAUUGGAAGGCCAUUACAACAUCUGUGUGCUUUGGCUUGACAUGUGAACAAGUGUGUUAACUUCCAUAACAUUAACAUUUGUAACAAAAUCUUUUAAAAUAUGCAUUUAUAUUCGGAUCUGGGAAUUGCUGGUUACUGCAAAUAGAUGCAGUGAGCAGAUUUUUAAAUUUCGUGUUCAUUAAUUCUUGUGAGGGUGUGUGGCCAAGGGCUGCAAGAUGGUUGAGUCAUGAAUCACAUUUUCUUGAGAAUGACCCUGGGAUAUUUCUAUGACAUUGAGUACUAUUAUUUUAUAACUCAUUCUUCUGCAUUAUGGCAGAAGUCAUUACACUGACUUUGGUCAGUGAUAUCAAGUCAAGCGUGCAAAAAAAUUCAUGGAGGAUGAAAAAAAAUAUCCAUCACAAACUGUUUAAUGUGCUUUACAAUGAAGCUACUAGCAUCAUCAGAAACCAUAAGGGACAAAAUGUAAUUUCUAACUUCAUUGUCCUAUGUUGGUUUGGGGUGUCAUUUCUAAACUUGUCCCCAUGUGCUAUUUUUCUGUUUUUUCUAAAAUUCUCCAUUGCAUUACUUAAUGUGUGUGUUGUACUUAAAUAUGAAGUGUCAUAUCACAAUGAUGCUUUGUUGCAUUUUUAACACCUCAAUUGCAAGAUAGUGCACCUUUGUACAAUUUUACUUCAGUACAAACAAAAAAAUUAACGAGCAUUUUGUGUACUACAGAAAUAACUAUUCUAAAUGGAUCAUUGAAAAUGUUGAGCACAUUGGGCACCAGAUUUUGCCAUACAUUUCGCAUAAUGGAAGCCUUUCGGUCACCAUUUUUAUCAAUUAAAAUUUUCCAACUUGCCAAUGACUUAAGCUCAAUAAUGUGUCUGCAAUAUUUGUAUAAGAAACCAGCUUAAAGAAGAACAAGUGUGUAAAGAUGACUAGAUGAGUCAAUUAAGACAUUGUCAAUGAAUAAAAAACAAUUAACAUGAAA